Messenger RNA from Spathaspora passalidarum NRRL Y-27907, 2771 nucleotides. RefSeq lists its product as uncharacterized. The record is from RefSeq and is a predicted model, not a curated record. Bases 177 to 671 code for a protein of 164 amino acids. NCBI's taxonomy places the organism in Eukaryota, Fungi, Ascomycota, Pichiomycetes, Serinales, Debaryomycetaceae. The transcript has a single exon.
AUAAUGAAGUAUUUGUGUAUGGUCGUGGUUUUGUAAUCUUGGAUCGGACUAGUUGUCGUUUAACAUAUGCACGUUUGUAUCAUAGAAAUUAGGCCGACUUAAUUCCGUGAUGACAACAAAAUUUUUGACGUUGUUGUCCGCACUAGUAAGUAAACACACAGCUAAUCUAUCUCAACAUGUCAUACAUUGAAACAUCAUCAGGCAAUCGAAUAUCUCAGGAUGCUAAAAUAUCAGGAACGUCACAAAUAUCAAUAGAAUCAAACUGUACCAUCAGCCAUAAUGUCAUUCUACAGGGCGACACAUUCACCUCAGAAAGCCCUACUAUCCAAUUAGGUAAGUAUUGCUACCUUGAUACAAAUUGUCGUAUAACUCCCGAGACAACUCCAGUAACAAUCGGAUCAUAUGUUAUCAUAGGUGUAAAUACUACUGUUCACCUGUCCACCAUUCUGAAUCGUGUGAUUAUCGAGGGAGAUUGCACCAUCGCUACACUGUCAGUCAUUUACGAUUGUUGCAUUAUUAGAAAAGGUACAGUCAUCCCCAAUAGACUAGUUAUUCCUCCCUAUAGUGAAGUUAGUGGGGUACCAGGAAAAGAUUUCGCAAUACGUAAACUACAUCCAAGUUUCAAAAAGUUGAUUGAAAUUGAAGCUAAACAAUUACAGAUAUUAGGUUAAUCCUUCUUGGGAACAGCGGCCCCGAUAAUACCGGUAUUACCAUUGCCCGUUCUGUGUCUUCUUCUUCUUCGUCUGACAAAGAAAUAACCCAAUAAAUAAACGACGGAAAAUAAUGCAAGAUAUCCAAAAAUACCGUAAUCAUGAAUAUGAUCCAUGAAUUGAAAUUGUGUACUGUAGGGACUACCAGUGACACGUCUAACCACAUUAGAAUUCUCUAACCUUGGAUCCAACAAUGAUAACAAUACAUGCUUCAUUGUAGCAGGGUCGUUCUUUAGUUUCUGCCCCUUGACAUCAUGAUCCCAAUAGUAUCGGUAAUCCUUGCUUAAAACAAUUGCAUCACCACUGUCAUACUGGUCAAUAUCUAAUUUCCAACCAGGAAUAUAAUUGAACUCACUGGCCUUGGAUUUAUCAAUAUAUGUAAAUAAAACAUCAUCAUUGUUCCAUAAAUGAGGAAUCUCUUUACGCAUAGCUUCAAUGACUUUAACACUUUCAGUAUUUUGUUUCUUCAAUUCAUCGAUCCAUUUUUGCUUUCUUUGUCUAUCAGAUUCAAGUUUAUGGUAAUAGUAUUCUUUCUUAAGAUGAUGAUAUUCAUGAGCUGCGAGAACAAGAUUGUCUAGAUCAGUAGUGAUAUCUUUCUUGGAAUCAACAAAUGCAAUAACCACCUUAUAUUCUCUAUCGCUAAAUUUAGUGAAAUAACUAGGUAAUAAAUCCGGGGUUAAUUCAUGAUAUGUUGGGAAUUGACUUCUGCGGAUAAAAUCUUCUACUCUUCCAAAAAUACGAAUGUCUUCCGGUGCAUAGGUUUGGUAAAUGUCCACCAUUAAUGUAUUAUCCUUGAACACAAGAAUUGUAGGUUUGGCCGUUAAUGUUGUUGCUAUUUCCAUAGGUUUAUUAUAUUUAUAUUCUGGAGCUUUGGCAUCAUAGUUUAUAUAUUUGAUCAAUUCUUUGCUCAUACUGUUGACAUGUUCUUCAAGUUGUUUGUGUUUGGAAAUUAACAAACGGGUAUUGAAUGGAGAUUUCUGAAGCUCAAGAAGUAAGUGCGUGAGAACCAGUUCAUCUUCAGGAGUAACUGACACUUCGUCAAAGUAAAAUACAACACUGACAGCAUUCUUUCCAUCAUGGUUAAUUUUCCCUGGUUCAAGCUUAUCAACUAAUUUCAUAUGUGAGCCCAAGGUUUUCUUGGUAACUACUUCAUAUUUGCUGUUUGCACCAAGUUUAACAGCCCAUUUCUUCAUGGCAUUGAUUUCUAUUGGUCCAUCAUAAUUAACUUGGUGUAUUCUAGCCGCCUUGGGCAAAAACAUGAUGAAUUUAGGACUAACUCUCUGAUUUGGUUUAGUUAAUUCUUCAAAUCCAAGUUGGGAACAUACCACGGGAUGGUCUAAACAAUUGAAAUGUCCCGAUUCAGCCGUGAAUGCAAUUCUGUUGGACAAUCUAUCCCAAAUCAGUUGGGCAUCAACACAUCCAACACAAUUGUGAGGAAACUUAUCGUUGGACUUCCCUGGAAAUAAUGCUACAAAUUUAGGAACAGUGGCAUCACCAUUAACUAACUUCAAGAUUGUAUCGGUUUCCAACAAUUCCGACGUACUAGGGACGUUUGCAUUUUCACCGCCGUAUUCAGCAACGGACUCUUUCAAAAACUUGAUUAUAUUCUCUUCGGUACGUUGAACCAUGGGCAUUGAACCUACAAACUUCAGCUUACCUUCAGUAGUAGGAACGUACAAUCUUAUGGUGGGGUAUGCCAUGAUUCCUUCCUGAUCGCACAAAUCUCCACUUUCGACACAGUUGACUUGGCGCAUGUCGAUCUUCAUAUCAGGAUAAUCCUUAUGGAAGUUAUUAUAGGAUGACUCCCAGAUCGGAGCAAGCCUCUUACAGUGAGAACAAUAUGGUGAAUAGAAUUCGACUACUGUAAGCUGUGCGCUGGUGAUUUUGUCAAAAUCGGCGUUGGUUAGUAACGGUGGUAAGUUGGACGGUUUUUUGUCCUUGUUGUUCUUUGGUACUGGACCUGCCAUUGUAGCAGGAAAUAGCAAUAAUGCCAAUAGAUAUGACAUGAUGCGUGAUACUUGGUAUUAAUAUGUUUAUUAAUAAAAUAGAAGUUACGCUGUU